CACAUUCUCUCUCUCUUUCUGCCUUUUUUCCAAGUUCUCUCUCUCUUCCCACUUAAUAAGCUGGUUCAAAUUUUUAAAUAACAAAAACACUUUGGAUUCGGCCAUUACCUUCCCUUUUACUCCUCCUGUUUUUUGUUUUUCCUUUCUUCUUCCUCUGGAAAUUUUUUAUUCUUAUUUGGGUAGCAGAGCACUUAAUCUCUAGUAAGGAGAAGCUUUUUGUUUUUGUUUUUUUGGUUGGUUUCCUUCUCCAGCAUCCAUGGCGGACUAGCCUCUCUCUCUCUCUCUUUUAUUGCUUUGUUGUAAAGAAAAAAAAUACUUGUUUAAUUUGGGGGGGGGAGAGGAAAUGUUGUUGCAGGAAGCCCUUGUUUCACUCAGCAUCUUGCUCUUGGUUUCAGUUGUUACAAGUGCAGACCCCACGUUCAACGACGACGUAUUGGGACUGAUAGUUUUCAAGGCAGGCCUGCAGGACCCCUUGUCCAAGCUCGCCUCUUGGAACUCGGAAGACUACGAUCCCUGCAACUGGGUCGGGUGCGUCUGCGACCCCGCCACCAAUCAGGUCACGGAGCUCCGGCUUGACGGUUUCUCUCUGUCGGGACACAUCGGGCGUGGACUUGUCCGUCUGCAGUCCCUUCACACCUUAGUCCUCUCCAACAACAACCUCACCGGAACCCUAAACUCGGAGCUCACUCAGCGUGGGACCCUCCAGCUAGUUGAUUUCAGCGGCAAUAACAUAUCGGGUGGGAUCCCAGACGGGUUCUUCGAGCAAUGCGGGGCCUUGAGGUGGGUCUCGUUGGGUGGAAACAGGCUGACGGGUCCUCUUCCAGUGUCGCUAAGCUACUGCUCAACACUCACCCAUCUUAAUCUCUCAACCAAUCAGCUCUCUGGGAGGUUACCAAGAGAAGUCUGGUUCCUCAAGAGCUUAAAGUCGCUUGAUUUAUCUCACAAUUUCCUCCAGGGAGACCUCCCCCUCGGCAUCGGCUCUCUCUAUGAUCUCCGCCACAUCAACUUGUCCAAUAACUGGUUUUCUGGUCACCUUCCUUCCGACAUUGGAACAUGUUCUUCCUUGAGCUUGCUUGAUCUUAGUCACAAUUACUUUUCUGGUAACCUUCCCGUUUCUAUGAAAACCCUAGCCUCCUCCUCCUUCACCUUCCUCCGACUUCGAGGAAACUCUCUCCUCGGUGAAAUCCCUGAUUGGAUCGGUGAACUCGCCACUCUCGAGACUCUGGAUCUCUCUGCCAACAACUUCUCCGGUAACGCGCCCUCCUCUCUCGGGAAUCUCGUGUUUCUCAAGGAACUCAACCUUUCCGCAAACUUUCUCACUGGGGAGAUCCCACAGAGUAUCUCCAACUGCUCCAACUUAGUCUCCAUUGAUGUCAGCAGGAAUUUAUUCACCGGGGAUGUCCUCAACUGGAACGUUGCCUUUCUUCAAGGUCUUCGCCUUCUAGAUCUUUCCUCCAAUGAGUUUUCCGGUGAGAUACCGUCUAACAUUUGGAUGCUUCUUACAAGUUUGGUGCACCUCAAUCUCUCUACCAAUUCUCUCUUCGGUUCCAUACCCAGCGCCGGCAUUGGCAUUGGCGUUGGAGGGUUGAAACUCGCUGAGAUUCUUGAUCUCAGUAGUAACCUUCUCAACGGAACACUUCCUUCUCAGAUCGGAGGAGCCGUCUCCCUCAAACAACUUCACCUGCAAAGAAACCACCUCACUGGCCAGAUCCCGCCUCACAUCUCAAACUGUACCUCUUUAAACGCAAUAGAUCUUUCCGAGAAUAAGCUAUCCGGUGAGAUUCCGGGGAGCAUUGGCAGUCUUAGCAACCUACAGUACAUAGACUUGUCGAGGAACAAUCUCUCUGGAAGUUUACCAAAACAAGUUGAGAAACUUACCCACCUGCUCACCUUCAACAUCUCUCACAACAACAUCACUGGGGAGCUUCCAGCUGGAGGUUUCUUCAACACCAUCCCUCUCUCUGCCGUCACCGGAAACCCAUCCCUAUGCGGCUCCGUCGUCAACCGCCCCUGUCUCUCUGUCCACCCCAAACCAAUCGUCCUCAAUCCCAACUCCUCCAAUCCAUCCAAUGCUCCACCUCUUAUCAGGAAGAGUGUUCUCAGCAUAUCCGCCCUCAUUGCCAUUGCUGCAGCCGCCUUCAUUGCCAUUGGGGUGGUCGCCGUCACUCUCCUCAAUGUCCACGCCCGAUCUAGCCUUUCCCGCCACGACGCAGCUGCUGCUGCUGCCGCUCUCGCUAUGUCCGUUGGAGAAACAUUCAGCUGCUCUCCAAGUAAAGAUCAAGAAUUCGGGAAGCUGGUGAUGUUCUCAGGGGAAGCGGACGUGUUUGACACCACAGGCGCAAAUGCCUUGCUCAACAAGGACUGCGAGCUGGGUCGUGGUGGGUUUGGAGUGGUCUACAAGACGAGUCUUCAGGAUGGGCGUCCUGUGGCAGUCAAGAAACUGACAGUCUCAGGUCUGAUAAAGUCGCAGGAGGAGUUCGAGAGAGAGAUGAGAAAGCUAGGAAAGCUGAGGCACAGGAAUGUGGUUGAGAUCAAAGGGUACUACUGGACGCAAUCGCUGCAGCUCCUGAUCCAUGAGUUUGUCUCCGGGGGAAGCUUAUACAGACAUCUCCACGGGGACGAGUGCGUUUGCCUGACGUGGCGUGAACGCUUCAGCAUCAUUCUGGGGAUAGCGAGAGGUCUGGCUUAUCUGCACGGGAGUAACAUCACUCACUACAAUCUGAAAGCUACGAACGUGCUCAUAGACGCAGCCACAGGGGAGGCUAAAGUCUCUGACUUUGGGCUGGCCAGGCUAUUGGCCUCAGCGCUGGACAGGUGUGUCUUGAGCGGAAAGGUACAGAGCGCCUUGGGCUACACAGCCCCGGAGUUUGCAUGCCGGACGGUCAAGAUAACUGACAAGUGUGAUGUGUACGGGUUUGGGAUCUUGGUGCUGGAGGUGGUGACGGGAAAGAGACCAGUGGAGUACGCGGAGGACGACGUGAUGGUGUUGUGUGAGACGGUGAGAGAGGGGUUAGAGGAAGGGAGAGUGGAGGAAUGCGUUGACGCUAGGCUGAGAGGGAACUUUCCGGCUGAGGAGGCAAUACCGGUGAUAAAAUUAGGGUUGGUAUGUGGGUCCCAAGUGCCCUCAAAUAGGCCGGAGAUGGAGGAAGUAGUGAAGAUAUUAGAGCUCAUACAGUGUCCCUCCCAAGAGUUUGAGUGACGACAAGAUCGAACAAUCCUUGUCUGUAUUUCUUUAUUCCUUCUUCAGUUUUUCAUAUAAUCGUAAUAUAUAUAUAAGUUCCAUCUUCUUCUUUCUUUGAAAAUGUUUUGUUUUCUUAUGGGUUUUUAUCACACCAGCUGAGCUCAGUUCGAGGAAUCUUUCACACUUGGGGUUUCAUUGUAAUCAAAAUGUUGCUGGUUCAUAAAUUAUAUCAAAAUGUUUGAGGUUCCUCUGUUUGUUAUGCCCUAUCUAUC
Molecule: messenger RNA, 3453 nt
Organism: Eruca vesicaria subsp. sativa (arugula)
Lineage: Eukaryota; Viridiplantae; Streptophyta; Magnoliopsida; Brassicales; Brassicaceae
Source: the annotation of a GenBank genome assembly